This is a messenger RNA of Spea bombifrons (plains spadefoot toad), 749 nucleotides long. RefSeq names its product telomere repeat binding bouquet formation protein 2 (gene TERB2). The record is from RefSeq and is a predicted model, not a curated record. Gene Ontology annotation, biological process: meiotic attachment of telomere to nuclear envelope; homologous chromosome pairing at meiosis. Bases 5 to 676 code for a protein of 223 amino acids. Gene Ontology annotation, cellular component: nuclear inner membrane. NCBI's taxonomy places the organism in Eukaryota, Metazoa, Chordata, Amphibia, Anura, Pelobatidae. The transcript has 7 exons.
GUGUAUGCUGCCGAAGAAGAUGUUCAAAGGAAAGACAGCAUGGUUCUCUCAGAGUGUAGACGGAGAGCUGAGCGGCCUCUGGGAGGCUGAAGGAGGAAUAAUCACAACUCACCAUCAUGCAGAGUAUCUUUUCAGUAGCGAUGCCUCUCACUGUGAUACCAAACGGAUUCACAACAGCCUAGAGUAUGUUGAAAAUAUGGCUACUGUAUUUCAUGCCAGUUACAUUCAAGCAAAGACAAGGUCCAGCACAGAGAAAUCGGUGUUUUUGGGGCAUUUCAUCCUCCCCCCAGAAAGUGUACAGGAAGAAAUCAAAAGAAAAAUUGGAAGCUUUAUUUGGGAGCAGAGCAAUCUGCUUUCUGCGGAACAGGACAGUGUGGAAAUAAAGGACCAUACUCUACAGGUGCAGGAUUUGAAUACCAGUACCAGAGGCGUGCCUUGCAGUAAAGAGAAGCCAUGCCAACUAUCUGAAUGUGAUAUAAGGAGUGAGCAUUUAGGGUCAGUUGAAGCAGAUGUGGACGAAAUGAUGUACUACACCCUUCAGAAUUAUCCAGUAAAUAAUAUGUUGACAGGUUAUGUGUCCAUUGAUGAAAUGGAAAAGUUCACAGGGGAAUUGCUUGAUUUUAUACCCAACGGUUCUGAGUACCUGGCAUUCUGUGUUCAUGAUUUCUGUGGUUAGGAAUAAGAACAACAAAUAACUAAAUUGAUGUUGUGUUACAAAAUAUGAACAAGAAAUAAAUUCUAGUUCUGUU